Messenger RNA from Mizuhopecten yessoensis (Yesso scallop), 3960 nucleotides. Its product is annotated as protein PRRC1-like. Gene Ontology annotation, biological process: activation of protein kinase A activity. NCBI's taxonomy places the organism in Eukaryota, Metazoa, Mollusca, Bivalvia, Pectinida, Pectinidae. Gene Ontology annotation, molecular function: protein kinase A regulatory subunit binding. The record is from RefSeq and is a predicted model, not a curated record. The coding region runs from base 199 to 1302 and encodes 367 amino acids. Gene Ontology annotation, cellular component: cytoplasm. The transcript is spliced from 10 exons.
UGGCUAUGACGUCAAAGUGAGAAGGGGCCAUCUUUCCAGCAGUAGGCCUACAGUAAACACUGUCAGUGUUGUUAAACAAAGUUUUUAAACUGAAUCGUUUAUACUUUGGACGUGCAUUCGCUUGGAAUUUGCAGCUGUCUGGGGCACUUUGAUUUUGGAACUAGCGACUGCAGGGUAACCAUACAGUAAGAGGCCAUCAUGAUGGAGGAAUCUUCAGAUGAAUCAGCAGAGAUUAUCACCAAGGAGGAAGCUGAACUGGCUUCUAGAAUGCAGGAAGAUCCACAGACUCCUGAUUCUGCUGUCUCCAAAACAGACAUGACAUUGCAGUCACCACCAGGGGGAGCUAAUAUUGGGGUCAGUCCCCCUGCACCUUUGCCAGCAUUUAUGAAUGUUGGUUCUAAUGAUUCAACACAAACCCCACAGACAGGAAUAUCUAGUAUUGCAAGUGGAACACCACAACAGAUCACCAUGCCAAGUCCAUCACCUGUGUCAACAUCUAAGGUGACAGCUCCAGCUCCAGUGGCCACGCCCUAUGAAGUAAGCACACAGAUACCAGUAGAGAUGAUCCUGGAUUCACCGUCUGACAUUCCAGGGGGCAGCACUGGGCUGUUUGGCUGGUUCUCUGGCAACCGAAUUGUUUCUAAAGUCAUGGAAAAAACAAAGAAUUCUGUGGAAAGUAUGAUAACCACUCUAGACCCUGGAAUGAAAGAGGUUAUCAGGUCUGGAGGAGAUGUCAUGGUAGUUGUGACUUCAACAAAGGAGACCAAAGUAGGAGCAGUGCGAGAGGCGUUCCAGACAGUGUUUGGGCAUGCAACAGUCAUAGGAGUGGAAAGCCAAGCUAACACGGCAGCUCAGCCUGUAGGGUUCACUGCUGGUCUUAAAGGGGCUGAGGAACGGAUACAGAACUUACGCCAUAAAGGAUCACUUCCAGAAAGCCAUCCUGUGAUAUCUGUGGAGGGAUUUAUUGUGGAGAUGCUACCUGACAGGUGGUAUGAGAUUAGUUGUCUACUUCUACAGGAUCCUGUCCAACAUAUAGAACUCCAGAUGUUUUCCCAGCCAACUCCAAUCCCUGCAGAGUACAUCCUUAAAGCUCAAGAUGCCACGCCCUCAGACUACCCUCAGCGGUGGUCUGGCCUCAAAGUGACCAUCGGUCAGGUGAUAGAACAGUCACAACCUCACAUUGGACAUGCUGAUUGGCAGACUGCUCUUGUUGGUGUCAGUAGACGGGAAUCGUUACUACUGGCUGCAAAAGCCCUCGCCUACAUGUAUAAAGAGAGACUUCCAACGUCAUUUGUUUCCUGAGAAAAAUGAAAACAUGUGUUUCUAUUUUAAAUGUAAUUAUUUACCGUAGGCCUUGUCCUUUCUUGUCUUGCCAUCCACAAUGCCACGAGAUUCCAAAAUGUUCAACAUUAAUACCUGUGAUCCUGUUCUGUGCUUUUGUGGGUUGUAAAUAACCUUAAUAUCAGAUACACUAUUGCUCAGUGUGACUGAGUGGUGAUCCUGUGUGAGAAAUUAUGUACUCUCUGAAUGGAUUCAUGCAUUUAGACACCUGCUUGACGAGGCGUCUCCAUCCCAUUCUGUCAAGAUCCACUUACCAGGAUACUGUCCACAACAUUUAUGUAUUACCUCAAUGCUUCUCCAGUUAGUCUGUGUACCAUAGUACGCUUGGUGAAUGUGGGGCUUUGAUCUGUGCUUAUAAGGGAAGGUUCCUAUAUUAAGAUGGAAUACAUGAGUUCUUAUCAAAGACACUUUGGGAAUUUUGGUUUUCUUUGCUCCUGUGUUCAAUUUUAAUUGUAGUUAGAUCGAUGAAACUUGUAUGUAGACUUUCUGUUCAAAAUUUCAUCACUUUCAUCUGAUGUAUUUGUGCUCAGUUGUAAUUUGUAUAUACUGGUAUUGGUAGACAAGAGGUUAUUGUAAUUCUCUUAAAACUUGUACUUUUUGGUGGUAGUUAUCUGUAAUUACAGCUAAUCACAGGACAUUUCAAUCUUCUGUAUUAAUCACAGAAUUUAUGAAAUGAAGAAUUUAAAUUUAAGUGUUAUAGCACAAAAACAGUCAGAUGAUUGACAAUAUUAGUACAGGUAUUUUAAAACUUUUAAAACUCUGUCAUGUUAAUCUUCUUGAUUCCAAGUACUGAAUAGUAGAAAAUUGUAUAUUGUAUGCAUUAUAAUUGGAUAAUAAUUUAUGAACCGCUUUGAGACGACCUACGAACUAGGUUGGGAUAAAGAGGUAUUUAAGAACCUCAAAUUAUUAUUAUUAUUAUUUUCUACUGUAUUAAGGUAUUGAAGAGUUAUUUUCCUGUUGAUAUUAUGUUAUUUCCUCUAUAUUCAUGCAAACAUAAUUAUAGGUUGCUGGCCUUUUGAGGGAGAAUUGAAGAAUACCGUAGGUUGAUAUUAUUCCAUGUAAUAGUGGUAGUAAAGUGGAUAAGCAGCCAGCUAUAUAAUCAAAUGGUCCAGGUAUUCAAUCUCUGUGGAGAGUUUUUUUGUGAAAAAGGAAGUUAUAUAUAUUUCUUUCGUACAUGACAUUUGUGCUAAUUUGAUAAGUAAAUUAGCAAACAACUCCAAGUCAGAAAAUGCCAAACAAACUAAUUAGAACUCUUCUUUGUUAAAGAAAAAACAGAGUAUUUAAGGACUCUUAAACUUAAAUGACCUUGGUGCCUAUAGUAAAUGUAAAUAAGAUAAUUAUUUUUGUGAUAAUGAUUUGUGUACAAUAACGUGUAUGGAUGUUUCAGUUAUCAAACCUUGUAAUAAAGAGGAAGCUGAUUUGCAUUUAUGGCUCAUUAAAUGUGGAUGUUUUGAAGGAUUUUCCUUUGUUAAGUAGUUUCCAUGAUCUAUGCAUUACUUUUGACGAUGAAUUUUAAUUAACAAUACAACUGAUAACAAACCACUAUGCCACUUGACUAAAUUCUACCACUAUCAGAAUUGAUAGCAAACAAACUAAACACACCAGGGCCCAAUAGGUACUUACAAAUAGACUUCGUAAACAUUUACACUUUGACAUUGGCACACUCACAUCUGGGCUUAAUAAACACUCACACCUAAACCUGUUACACCUGGGUCAAUCUAAACACUUACACUUGAGCCGAGAAAAUACUUACACCUUGGCUUAAUAAACUUUUAAACCUGGACUCAAUCAACACAUGGAACCAGUAAACACUUAAACCUCACCCCAUAACCAUCUCAAACAUGAAUUCGUAAACAUUUACACUUUGACAUUGUAAACACUCCUAGCCUCAGUAAACACUUGCCCAUUGGCUUAAUAAACUCACUUAUACCUGGACUCAUUAAGCACACAUGGACCCAGUAAACACUUACAACACAUGGACCCAGUAAAUACUUACACCUAUGCUCAAUAAACACUUACACCUGGACUCAUUAAGCACACAUGGACCCAGUAAAUACUUACACCUAUGCUCAAUAAACACUUACACCUGGACUCAUUAAGCACACAUGGACCCAGUAAAUACUUACACCUGGGCUCCGUAAACACUUACACAUGGACCCAGUAAACACUUACAACACAUGGACCCAGUAAAUACCUACACCUAUGCUCAAUAAACACUUACACCUGGACUCAUCAAGCACACAUGGACCCAGUAAAUACUUACACCUAUGCUCAUUAACACUUACACCUGGGCUCAGUAAACACUUACACAUGGACCCAGUUAAUACUUACCCUGGGCUCAGUGAGCAUACCUGGACGCAGUAAAUACUUACACCUGGGCUCCGCAAACACUUACACAUGGACCCAGUAAACACUUACAACACAUGGACCCAGUACACACUUACACCUGGGCUUAAUAAACACUUACACCUGGGCUCCGUAAACACUUACACAUGGACCCAGUAAAUACUUACACCUGUGCUCAAUAAACACUUACACCUGGGCUCAGUAAACACUUACAUAUGGACCCAGGAAACACUUACUCCUGGGCUUAAUAAACACUUACACCUGGUCUCCGUA